Ustilaginoidea virens is the source of this 1329-nucleotide messenger RNA. RefSeq lists its product as uncharacterized. Bases 1 to 1329 code for a protein of 442 amino acids. The record is from RefSeq and is a predicted model, not a curated record. The transcript has a single exon. Lineage: Eukaryota; Fungi; Ascomycota; Sordariomycetes; Hypocreales; Clavicipitaceae.
AUGCACGCUCUGUGGUGCUGCAGUUCUCGCAGUGGGCGACCCUUCAAAAAGUCAGACUUUAGGUUUACUUUGAGAAGUUCACGCGCUGCGCCUGUCGUGGAUACUAGCAACCCCCAAAAUGAUGCAUCAAGGCUCAAAAGCGAACAGAUCUCACCCUUUGAGGGUCCUGUCGAACUGUGUCAAUUCCGCGGAGCACACGUCGAAGUAAGCGACGUCGAGAGCUCCGUCUCAACCCCCGAAACCGGCGUUUUCAACGGAACCAAGGCCAAAAUAAUAAAUCGCUUACCUCUCCAAAAGACGUCUAGACGGAAUUCGAAAGUGUCCAUUGGACACAGUGACGAAGAACUGACUAGGCGAGCUGAAGUGAGAAGGCUAAGACAAAAACGGAUACAAGACGAGCUCGACAAGGACGACGACCAUGGCUCCUCGGACAGAAACUCAAACCACAAUGUCGGACGGCCUGCUGGUUGGUUUGACAUAAGCUGCCCUUGCAAUGGGCCUAGAGAUACGAUAGAGUUCACAGUCGAGGACUGUGAUGUUGCAUCUUUUGCAGCCUCAUCAAACGCUUCCUCUCAUGCGUACACAUCUUCUCGCGAGGAGUGCUGCCCCUCAGAAGCGUCCUUCAUACUUGCUCGCACAGCUCCGUCAAAGACACGAUCCGAGGCUAGGAGGAAACAGCCCGUGGUUGGGCAAGUCAAAGGCCCAUUGCGAGAAAGAAGAUGCGUGUCUUUGAUAUCCUUGUCUCAACGUCCGUCAAGUUGUGAACCUAGCUCUUCUCGACUCGACAGGAUUCUUGGAUCAGACAAUGACUUCAAUAUCCGACACGGAUCGCACGCAUGGGAUGAUCAGUCUUCUUUGGGAGUCUGGUUAAUUGCACAAAGCUUCAAGUCAACUGGAAAUUCUAUCCGUCAAGAGCCAACCGACGUUGUGGACGAUCUCCCGUUCAGUCAACGUUUGCUGGUGAGAGACAGGUUAAGUGGUGUGGAUAGCAUCAUUGAGUCGUCGUUCUCUAAGCCAGAUCGAGCCCAGGUACCCGGACCCGGUCUCCUCGCGUAUGCAGAGAACAGGCAGGAAGGCAUACGAGAAGGAGCUCCAACGGAACUGAACCAUCCCUUGCCGCCCUCCCCCGAAGUUGAGGUAGGAAAGAAUGCUCAUUCCACACACAAGGCGGAAGAAAAUAAAGGGUCUUCAAAUUAUCCCUCCACUUUGCCAAGCUUUGAUUCAAGUCUAGCUGGGUCUGGAACCAAUGGCUAUGUUCUCACUCAGCAAGAUUUGGAUAACCUCGAAUUGUCCCCAGUCGUCUGUGGGUUUUUCGUAUCCCACAUUUAA